CGUCUUGUUCCUCAAGUCAGCUUUUGAUCUAAUAUCUCCCCGUGACGGAGGAAAAGGACAACUGGAAUCGAAAUUGGGAGAAGAUCCAAGUAACUGAAGAAAUCUUGGCGAAGAGAUCUGAAGAUGGAGUGCGUGUUCGGUCUCGUUGGUAAUGGAUUCGCUAUCGUGGCGGCGGAUACGUCGGCAGUUCACAGUAUACUUGUGCACAAGAACAACGAGGACAAGAUCAUGGUCCUUGACUCACACAAGCUCAUCGCCGCAAGCGGGGAGCCUGGUGACCGGGUUCAGUUUACGGAGUAUGUACAGAAGAAUGUGUCACUGUAUCAGUUCCGAAACGGGAUCCCUUUGACUACCGCUGCUGCUGCCAACUUCACUCGCGGAGAGCUCGCCACUGCUUUGAGAAAGAACCCGUACUCAGUAAACAUCCUGAUGGCGGGCUACGACAAAGAAGCAGGCGCAUCUCUAUACUACAUUGACUACAUUGCAACUCUUCACAAGGUUGACAAGGGAGCAUUUGGUUACGGCUCAUACUUCUCUCUCUCCACAAUGGACAGGCACUACCGCAGCGACAUGUCAGUUGAAGAAGCCAUUGAGUUGGUCGACAAAUGCAUACUUGAGAUCAGGUCAAGGCUGGUCAUUGCGCCACCAAACUUUGUGAUCAAGAUCGUCGACAAGGAUGGAGCUCGUGAGCACGCUUGGCGUCAGUCUGUACAAGAUGUCACCACUGCUUCUGUCUAACUCUGUUACGUUUGCUUUUUUUUCUUUUACUAAGCUUGCAUUUGCUUUUUAUGUUGAAACUUUAAAUGGUUCAUGGAAAAUUAGUUCCUAGAUAAUGAUGCUAUGAUGUUAUUGAAAUGAAAACAUGUAUCUUAUGAGAGAACGUGCUAUGCUUUUGUAUAUGGAAGGAAAG
This is a messenger RNA of Brassica oleracea var. oleracea, 910 nucleotides long. Its product is annotated as proteasome subunit beta type-2-A-like. The transcript is spliced from 3 exons. The record is from RefSeq and is a predicted model, not a curated record. Gene Ontology annotation, biological process: proteasomal protein catabolic process. Bases 124 to 738 code for a protein of 204 amino acids. Gene Ontology annotation, cellular component: proteasome core complex, beta-subunit complex; proteasome core complex; nucleus. NCBI's taxonomy places the organism in Eukaryota, Viridiplantae, Streptophyta, Magnoliopsida, Brassicales, Brassicaceae. Gene Ontology annotation, molecular function: peptidase activity.